Acanthaster planci (crown-of-thorns starfish) is the source of this 1848-nucleotide messenger RNA. RefSeq names its product tubulin alpha chain, testis-specific. Gene Ontology annotation, biological process: microtubule-based process. Gene Ontology annotation, cellular component: microtubule. Gene Ontology annotation, molecular function: structural constituent of cytoskeleton; GTP binding. The record is from RefSeq and is a predicted model, not a curated record. Lineage: Eukaryota; Metazoa; Echinodermata; Asteroidea; Valvatida; Acanthasteridae.
GAAUUGUUCAAAUUAUUCCGUUGCUGUGAGCCUUCAAUUAAUUCACAUCGUAACGACGCUUUUCGUGUUUGAUUCUUCCUUCGAAGUAUUCUCAAACCCUACCUGACUCUUCAAAAUGCGUGAGUGCAUCUCAAUCCAUGUUGGCCAAGCUGGUGUACAGAUCGGCAAUGCCUGCUGGGAAUUGUACUGCCUGGAGCACGGUAUCCAACCAGAUGGUCAGAUGCCCAGUGACAAGACCAUCGGAGGUGGUGAUGAUUCCUUUAACACCUUCUUCAGUGAGACCGGUGCUGGCAAACAUGUUCCCCGAGCUGUAUUUGUCGACUUGGAACCAACUGUAGUUGAUGAGGUACGCACAGGCACCUAUCGACAGCUGUUUCAUCCAGAGCAGUUAAUCACAGGCAAGGAGGAUGCUGCCAACAACUAUGCUAGGGGUCACUACACCAUUGGCAAAGAAAUUGUUGACUUGGUGUUAGACAGAAUCCGUAAACUGGCUGAUCAGUGUACUGGUUUGCAAGGAUUUCUCAUCUUCCACAGCUUUGGUGGGGGCACUGGUUCUGGCUUUGCUUCUCUCUUGAUGGAGCGAUUGUCUGUGGAUUAUGGCAAGAAAUCCAAGCUAGAGUUUGCCAUCUACCCGGCCCCUCAGGUCUCCACUGCUGUGGUUGAGCCAUACAACUCCAUUCUCACCACCCAUACCACACUGGAGCACUCUGAUUGUGCUUUUAUGGUCGACAAUGAGGCCAUCUACGACAUCUGUCGUCGCAACCUGGACAUUGAGCGCCCAACCUACACCAACCUCAAUCGUCUUAUUGGUCAGAUUGUAUCCUCAAUCACUGCAUCUCUUCGCUUUGAUGGUGCCUUGAAUGUGGAUCUGACAGAGUUCCAGACCAACUUGGUCCCCUACCCAAGAAUCCACUUCCCACUGGUCACCUACGCACCUGUCAUCUCUGCUGAGAAAGCCUACCAUGAGCAGCUGAGCGUUGCUGAAAUCACUAAUGCUUGCUUUGAGCCAGCUAACCAGAUGGUAAAGUGUGACCCCCGUCAUGGCAAGUACAUGGCCUGUUGCAUGCUGUAUCGUGGUGAUGUCGUCCCUAAGGAUGUUAACGCAGCUAUUGCCACCAUCAAGACCAAGCGCACCAUCCAGUUCGUCGACUGGUGUCCAACUGGCUUCAAGGUGGGCAUCAACUACCAGCCACCCACCGUCGUGCCUGGCGGUGAUCUGGCCAAGGUGCAGCGUGCCGUCUGCAUGCUGAGCAACACCACAGCCAUCGCCGAGGCCUGGGCUCGUCUGGAUCACAAGUUCGAUCUGAUGUACGCCAAGCGUGCCUUCGUCCACUGGUACGUGGGAGAGGGUAUGGAGGAGGGCGAGUUCUCUGAGGCUCGUGAGGAUCUGGCUGCCUUGGAGAAAGAUUACGAGGAGGUCGGUGUCGACUCGGUUGAAGGCGAGGCAGAAGAGGAGGGUGAAGAAUACUAAACAACUCAGGAAGGCUCAUUCACAAUUACUUCAUGACAUUUCAGUAGUUAAUUUGCAUCUUAAUUAAAAUUGAAAAAGAAUCAAUUCUAAUUCUUUAGCUUCACAAGAUGAAAUUAACCUUUGGCUACCAAGUUACAAAUUUUGCAAAUGCUAUUUGAAAGUUGACUCUGAAUCCUUGAAUUUUGAAAAAAAAAAGUCAGAAAACAGUUUCAUGGCGGAUUGUUUUGUAUUUUACAUCACACUGUUUGAAGAAAUAACACAUGCUGAAUAGCUUUCAUCAAGAGUGACUUUCUUGAAGUUUCCUCAGUGUGUAUUUGUAAUUUCCAAUGUUGAGGUUUGAAAGAGGUUCAAUAAAAGUUAGUCGAUAGUUUCAAACA